CACAUAUACAGUACAUUUGAGUUUAACCUUUGGAAAUAGCAAAUUUAAUAAUGAUUUGGAAAGCAAAAUGAGAAAAUUAAAGCAAGCUUGCAAAGGGAAAUGUGCAAAAGCAUUAAAGUAAAACUCUUUUUCACACCAUUGAUGCUGUGUUUGUAACUGAAAUACAAAGAGCUCUAUUCUGGCCUCAUAGCUCUAAGUAGAAAAAAUAAAGUUGAAACUUAUGACAGUGACUUUUACAUUUUUUUAAAUAAAAUAUGCUUAUAUCUUUUAAUUUCAGCUCAGUAACUGUAUUUUCAUACAUUUCAAUAAAAUCAUAAAGCAAGUGAGAGGAACUGCUGGCAUCUUUACAUUUUAGUCUCAUCAGACUUUCCUUGAGUACUUAAGAAACCUGCUUGUUCUCACAGAUUGGAAGAAACAAUCCCAGCAGUGACAGGAAGGUGUGGACCAGUCUGCGAUUUCCUAAGAUCGUUGCAUGGGCUUGGUCACUUGAGUUCAAGCUGUACUUUUCAGGGUGUGUCUUGGAUCAUCGUUUCCACCAACUACGGUAUGCGGGAUGGGCCAAACGCACUCUGAUCUCUCGAGCAGCGCUGCCUCUUCAGCCAGAGCGAAGUGGAAAAACAAAGAAAAGGCUCGUGGACUUCGUCUCUGCACAUUUGGAAGCAAAUCGAAGCCACGGAGAGAGCAGGGGAACGGGAAUCCCGUCAAAAGUAAAGUCCUUUCCUGUUGUUUGGGGAGGGGAAAGCGAGACUCCGGGCACGGAGAAGCGGAUAUUGGAAACGCAGCCGCGGACCCAGCAAGGCACCGCGGACACAGAGCAGGGGAGCUGUCCCGAGACGAGAUUGUUUCGGCGGGCGUGGAGCACACAGGAACCCCGACUGUUUUUGAGACAUCAUCCGGGCUCAGUAAUCGUGUUGAAGUGAUCCAGCUCGCUGUGAACAGAGAGCCCGUGCCUGAUGCACCAGGCUCAGAAAAGCGGAGCCAACUUAUCAGCGAGGAGUUGAGAGAGGACAAUGCCUGGGAUGCACCAGCGAAGACCAUGGACGAGCAGCCGCUGAAGGAAAACAACCAGGAACACAUUGCGUUGAAGUCAGAGUCAUUUUCUGGGGCUAAUCUGAGUUUAACCCCGAUUCUCACCUCUGACCCGGACACUGAAAGGACUUUGCCCCCGGAUCAGCAUUUGGAAGGUGGGCUGUCGAUAACAGGCAGUGACAAUAAAAUGACUAAAACAGAAUAUAGCAGCCGCUCCUGUCCAACUAAAACGGGCGAUGAUCAAAACAACAGCCUUCCUACUGACACAAAGACGCAAAAGGACUCUGAGAUCCACCAGACUUCCACGGGAGGCCAUCGUUUUCCAGGAGUCAUACCAAAACUAGUCAUAACAAGUGUCUGCAAUUCGAGCUGGCCCCAGGAAACGGAGCCUGGCACCGGCUUGCUGCAGAACAGUCACGCGGGAGAGCAGUCUCCUUGCUCAGAUAGCGGCUGUGGAGGGUCCCCGGUCCAGACCCGCACCUCUCUCGCCUCCCUGUCCCCUCUGUCCUCUUUCGAUGAAUCCGAAGACCCCAGCGACCCCGACUCUCCAACCACGGUGAACCACUGGUGUACUUUGAAGAACGUGGUUCGUGUUGUCCCUUUAAAGAAGCCCUACAAGAUCUGGAAGCACUGGGUCCAGCUAGCUGGCCAUGAAGGUAUCUUCCACAAAAAAACGGACGGCAAUGUGUUGAAGCUUUACUCCGAGUCUGAGCACAGGUGUCUGCAGGAGCUGAUGGGGGAUGUUCUGCAGCCCUUUGUGCCUCAGUAUCUGGGUGUGGAGGAGCUGGACGGGAAGAAGUACAACCUAAUACAAGACCUGCUGACUGGCUUUGAUAACCCUUCCAUCAUGGACUGCAAAAUGGGCAGCAGAACGUACCUGGAAGAGGAGCUGACAAAAGCAAGGAGUAGUCCGUGUCUGCGGAAGGACAUGUUCGAAAAAAUGAUGAGUGUGGACCCCGAGGCCCCGACCUUGCAGGAGCGAGCUGAGCAGGGGGUCAUUAAACUCCGCUACAUGCAGUGGAGGGAGAGCCUGAGCUCCACCAAGAACCUGGGCUUCCGCAUCGAGGGCGUCAUGAAAUGUGACGGACAGCGUCGCAAGAACUUCAAAAAGACGAAGCAAAAGGAGGACGUGAUGAAGGUCUUGAAGUACUUCACCGGAGGCUGCAUUCCCAUUCUGAGAAUUUACCUGGAGCGAUUGGAGAAACUCCGUAGUGCCCUUGAGCAAUCACCAUUUUUCAGAAGGCAUGAGUGCGUGGGUACCUCUCUGCUGUUCGUGCACGAUGCCUCUGGAAGGGCGAGCGUGUGGAUGAUUGACUUUGGGAAGACGAUUCCCCUGCCGGACUUCGUGACCGUGGACCACAGGACUCCCUGGGCUGAGGGCAACAAGGAGGACGGCUACUUGUGGGGACUGGACAACCUCGUAAACAUCCUAGGUGACAUCCUCUCUAAGACGUCAUUAGAGGGAGAGAAAACUCAGACAAAUGACGAAAUGGAUUGUCAAGGAGAGAAUGCAGAACUUUACACAGACUGAGACCGGAUGAGUAUUUGAGGAGGUUUGGGGUUGUUUUAAAGAUCCCACCCAUAAUCCAAGUAUCCUAGGCCUGGUCUGCAUACACUACUACAGAUCAGAUUAUAAAAAAACUCACUAAAACCUCCGUUUGUGUGUGGAUGGGAGGUACAAACAGAUAAAAACGGUCUGUUUUUACAAAUAUCUAGAGUAGUGUGUACAGGGCCUUCAGCAUUUAGUACCAGCUGGAAUGAGUCGCUGUGUCCAGAACUUUGUCUGAUUGUAGGUGAAAGGGAGAAGAAACGCCAGACUUGUUUUUACGUGGAACACAGAAAAUCAUAUGCAUUAUCUGGAGCACAAACACACAGGACAUUUGUAUCUUUAACGUACGAGAGUCCUCUGAACCACUGGAUCUUUAAACAGUUGCAGUAACACUACUGUUCAUCCUGCUGCAGUGCCCGCUUGUGGCUGCUGUUGCACAUAGUUAGAUUGGGGUUUUAUUUUUUCAUGAAUCAUUUUUAUAUGAAAGCAUAUUUAACACUAACACUGGACGGACCAAGUGUGAGGUAACUUUGUGUGUAAGCGGGGUUUAAUUCAAUCUUUUUUGGGGGCGGGGGGGAUGUAAGUCAUCAUAGUCUGCUUGUAUAAUUUCUGUACCUACAGCAUUUUUAUAAUGCAGCCAUUUAAUCAUUUCAGUGCCAGGACUCAAAUCCAAAGAGUUCACCCAAGUAUGAACUGGUUGCAUCUAAGCCCAGGUUUGCCUUGACUGGAAAUCUAAGUCUUUAUUUUAUAUAAUAUAUAUUUUGCAUAAACGUCUUUGUUCUAAUGUUUAUUUAGCAGCUUAGAGCUGCUUCUUGAGAAUCUGCUGCACUGUUGAUCUUUAAAAAGCCAUAGAACAAAAUGAGCAGUGCCUCUGUGUGUCAAGUGUUUGCUUUUCAGUUCCCAUCGAUCACGUUUGAGUUUUUACAGUAAAACAGGCACAAGUCAUCAAAAUGCGAUUAAGCAUUUUAUUAAAAUGUAUUGUCUGUUAAGACUUAAGUUUUGCAUGAUUUUAAAACCAAAUAAUCUUGAUGUUUAAAUGAUUUGUAGCUAAAUGCAAGAAAAUGUCAUAAGUCACAUUUUAGAUAAACUGCAUAAUUGUGGGUCGGAUUUUAGUCUUUGUAACAAAAUCCCACACUCCCUAAAAAAAACAAAAGACAAAAAAAACCUGGUCUUCCAGAUGUUCAGCAGUGUCAGGCAGCUCUGUUGGACGGUGCACGGUGUUUAAAAGCAGGAUUUUAACAUUUUCAUCUCUUUAGUGUGAAUGUUUACAGCGUAUUUAGUUUGCCCACAAAUUCUCCUCAUAUUUGUAACGAGGCAAACCGUCAGGUUUUCACACCGGGUGCUGGUUUUAAAGCAAACUGGAUAUGAACCAUUUCUUCUAUUUUAUAGACAAAAUGAUUUUACAGCUGCCAAACAAACCAGUUGAAGUUGUUGGGUCACUUCUUUAUUUGUGAAAUGCAAUAAAAUAAAGAUGAAGACA
Nothobranchius furzeri (turquoise killifish) is the source of this 4058-nucleotide messenger RNA. It is a transcript of the gene itpkcb, whose product is annotated as inositol-trisphosphate 3-kinase Cb. Gene Ontology annotation, molecular function: inositol-1,4,5-trisphosphate 3-kinase activity; inositol tetrakisphosphate kinase activity. Gene Ontology annotation, biological process: inositol phosphate biosynthetic process. Lineage: Eukaryota; Metazoa; Chordata; Actinopteri; Cyprinodontiformes; Nothobranchiidae. The record is from RefSeq and is a predicted model, not a curated record. Gene Ontology annotation, cellular component: cytoplasm; nucleus.